CUUUCCUCUUAUGUCCUCUUUCUCUGCAGCCUUUCAUCCUCUUUAACUAUCACUCGUGUCAUUUUCAACCAAAUUUCAAAAAAAAAUAAUAUAUACAUAUUCCAAUUACGCUAUUUAUCGUUUUUUUCAGGUGAGAAAUAAAAUCAAAGCAAAAAAAUAAAAAAAAAAAGUGAAGCAGAAUUAGAAGAAAAUGGUGAGAGAGUGGCUGCAGUGGAUGGGCAGGAGACGACGUCGUUCAAAGGGAAAAGAUGGUGAGGAAAUGAGUUCUUCCGGCGGCUGCAUUUGUGCUGUUUUCCAGAUAUUUGAUUUGCCACAUCAUCCUUUUCGUUACCAGCCCCACUUUCUUCAUCGACAAUCCACUACCAAAUCUGAAGGAAUAGAGGCACCAAGAAACAGCUUGGAGGUAUUUGAAUCAGCCAUGAAAGAAGAAGAAGUAGAAGAUGAUGAUGAAAAUUCAAAUUUUCCGGUGGGUAUUAGCAAAAUCAAAACAAAAAUUGGUUCAGUAUCAACAAAAGAGGAGAAUAAUAUUGUAUUUUCAGAUUGUUCCCCAGGCCCAAUUACAACCCCAAACCUUGUGGCCAGGCUUAUGGGCCUUGAUCUUCUCCCACAAUCCAAUAACUCAAAUUCCUCUCCCCAAACAAAACCUCACAAACAUAAACACACAGCAAGUGAUGACAUCAGCAUCGGUGCCAGACGGAAAUCGGAUUUCGAGUACCACAGGCUCUCUCUACAGAUAAACAAGGAGACCCAAUCCGCAAUUUCGGCAAAAAUGAGGGGCAAAAGUGCAACAUUUAACAAGGAAAAAGCGAGAGCUGGCUUGGUUGACAUCACCAACACAAUUAAUUAUGGGGAUAGAGAGGAGAUUAUCAGAAGGGACAAAAACUUAGCCUUUUCUCACAAAAACAACAAUGCUCCUCCGAAAAUUAAAUCUUUAUUGGACUCCAAAAGGAAAACAGCUGUCACUAGUUUAGGAAUCAAAAGUCCACGAAACUCCGGCUUUGAAAAUGAUCAGCCGAGGGGGAUUUUGAGGGAUGGGAACAAAGUUGGGGUUGGAAAUGGAAAUAUUUCUUCUGGUUUGGUGAAAUUACAGACAGGUCCCCAAACUUUUGAUUAUUCUGUUGCGGACCAGAAAUCGGAAGCUUUUAUUAGGAAAGGCAGAGCAAAUAACUUGAAGGAGGAGGAGAAGAAGAAGAAGAAGGUGAAGAAAGAAUCAGCUUCGAGUGAAAUUGUGAAUGUGAAUGGGCCCACAAUUCUGCCAGUCAAGAAAAAUCCUUCACCUCAUGCUACAAAAUUACCACAAAAACAGUCACAGGUAUCAGAUGCCCUGUCAUCGAAAAGGAGCACACAGUUAUCUCGUAAUCCGGGCCGUUCGUACAAGCAGGCGUCCCUACAGCCAGAUCAAAUCUCCACCGUCCUUCCUGACAGAAUUAACGGUUGCGCCACCGCGCCGGAAUACACAGACUACGUCCAGAAAAUCCUCAAACGCGCGGGCCUCAACAGCAGAUUCACCCCUUCAACCUUAGGCAAAUCGCGCACAGCUUCUCACCCGCUAGAUCCCUCCAUCUUCUACCACCUCGAGCUCGCCGCCGGCGGCGCCGGAAUUUUGAGCCGCCGCUGCAAUCGGAAGCUGAUCUUUCAGCUAGCGGACGAGCUUCUGGCCGAGAUCCUAAAACCGAAGCUGGAUUUCAUGCCGUGGGGCGCCGAUCUUAACACGAUUGCGGCUGACAAUUUAGAUCUGUGCGGCGAACUGUGCCGGCGAAUAGGGGAUUUUCCGGCGGCGGACUGCAGAGUUCUGGAGGAUAUCGACUCGUUGAUUGAGAGGGAUUUGCGGAGGCCGAAAUUGAAUAGCGAAUUUUUGGGGGAGGAAAGAGAGAGAUUGGUCUGUGAGAUUGAAGGGGAGAUUACGGAGUGGUUGGUGCGGGAGACGGCGGCGGUGGUGCGCGGCGGCGAUACGGAGGAGGGAGGGGCGGGAGGCGGACGGGUGGCACGUGCAGAAGGGAGACGUCACGUGAGGUUGUUAGUGGGGAAUCAUCCACGUGGAGGGUAGAGGUCUACAUUUCGUUGGCACAUUUAGUGGGUCACUAAUGCGAAAAAUAAUUUGGUUUCUCUAUUUAUUUUCUUUGUGCUAUUGGUAUUUUAGUNAAUCAGUCUAGUUCGCUU
This is a messenger RNA of Striga asiatica, 2160 nucleotides long. NCBI's taxonomy places the organism in Eukaryota, Viridiplantae, Streptophyta, Magnoliopsida, Lamiales, Orobanchaceae. The record is from the annotation of a GenBank genome assembly.